This is a messenger RNA of Euleptes europaea (tarantolino), 3075 nucleotides long. RefSeq names its product proline, glutamate and leucine rich protein 1 (gene PELP1). Gene Ontology annotation, biological process: rRNA processing. The record is from RefSeq and is a predicted model, not a curated record. The coding region runs from base 16 to 3075 and encodes 1019 amino acids. NCBI's taxonomy places the organism in Eukaryota, Metazoa, Chordata, Lepidosauria, Squamata, Sphaerodactylidae. Gene Ontology annotation, cellular component: nucleus. The transcript is spliced from 15 exons.
GACCCUCCCCCCACGAUGGAGCUGGCGGUGCAGGUGCUCCGGGACUUCUUGGAGUAUUCUUGCCAGCUCCCAGAACUGACACGAGAGAUCAGCGCCAACCACAUCCCCGGACUCCUGACCUCCCUACUGGCCCUCAAACCCGAGUGCCAGAUCUCUGCCUUGGAAGGGAGCAAGGCCUGCAUGACGUUUUAUCCACGGGCGUGUGGCUCCUUGCGAGGUAAGUUGGCGACCUAUUUCCUGGCCCGCCUCGAUGCAGAGACUCCUCACCUGCAGCAGCUGGCCUGCGACUGCUACGCGCUUCUGCCCUCCCUGGGGGCCGGCUUCGCCCAGGGGCUCAAGUACACGGAGUGCUGGGAGCAGCAGGCCCACGGCCUUUUGGCCACGCUGCACGGCCUCCUGGGAACCCUCUACGAGGGCGCCGAGACAGAGCCUUUGCACUAUGAGGGGCCCGGGGUGGAGAUCCCCCUGCCGGCACCGGAGGACGGACAAACCAGCCUCCUUCUCCAUCUGAAGCUCCGGUUCUCGGGCCUGGCCAAAUGUCUCUGCAAGAUGCUGAGUAACGAGUUUCCAGCUCCUGUGACGGUCCCCGUUCAGGACAUCCUGGACCUGGUUUGUCGCACCCUUAAUAUCUCCACCAAAAACAUUGGCUGGUUUGGCGACGGUCCGUUGCGGCUGCUGUUUCUGCCUUCCAUCCACCUGGAGAUCUUGGACUUGCUUUCUGCCCUUAUCUUGGCGUGUGGCCCUCGGCUGGUGCGGUUUGGGGGGAUCCUCUGCCGCCUGUUCCCGCAGGUGCUGACCACCUGGAGUGCUGGACGGGAACUGCUCCUUCCGGGACAGGAGCGCCCGUACAGCGCGGUGCGGACACGACUCUACCAGGUGGUGGACCUCUGGGUGCAGGCGGCCGGAGCGUCGUCCGGCGUCCUGCAGGGACACAGACAGCACAGCGAGGCCCUCCUGGGCCACUGGAUGGCUGACAUCAGCCCCCCCUCGGAGAGUCUCCAGUUGCGGGAGGGCAGCCCUGGGUCUGAGGGGAAGCCCAGCGCCCCUAAGAGGCCUAGGCUGUCUGACCUGGGGGGCUCAGGGCCCUCCGUGCACCGCAAGCACGACCCCCGGGCGAACAGCGACGUCUGCCUGGCAGCCCUGCAAGGGCUGAGCCGCACCGUCCUACUCAGCGGGAGUCUUCUGGCCGAGAAAGCACACAAGAGGCUGCAAGAGCUGGUGAUCCCCCUACUGAUUCGACUGAGCCAGGCCGAGCCCCUUCCCGGAUCCCCGUACGCGAGCGCCAGCUGCCGACGGGAGCUCUACCGCCUGCUCUUGGCGUUGGUAUUGGCCCCGGCCCCCUCCUGCCCGCCCCCUCUGCACUGCGCUCUCCGGCUGCUGAGCCAGGGCCGCUUAGAUGCCAAUCUGCAGGUGUCUUCCUUCUGUGCAGAGGCGGCGGUGGUCUGCAACUCACUUCUCCAUCCCCGAGUGCCGUCCUUGCAGCUUCCGCUGGCGGGGCCUUCUGGCCUGCCCCCUGGCUCCUCCGAGCUCUCCCCCGCAGCAGCCUCCCCCUUCCACCCGACCCCCCCUCUGCCCUUCGGCGCAGCCCGGCUCCCGCCUCCGGCCUCCCCUUCCGCGCCCCCCUCCGUGGCCGCUUCUGCCAAUUCCCUGGGGCUGCCUCUGCCGAGUUUGGGGCAGCUGCCCCCCCGCCUGACCCCCGAGGAGCCCUCGCUCCCGGCCUCCCCCGGCACGACGGCCUUGGCAGCGGCCUUAGCAGCGGGAGCCAAGAUGCGGCGCCCGAUCUUCAUCCACUACGACAAGGAGGAAGAGGAGGACGUGGAGCUCUCCCUGGAGAGCGACUCGGACGACAGCGUGGUCAUCGUGCCCAAGGGGCAGCUGGGGAAAAUGGUCAACAACACAAGCGCAGGGGUGGCGGUGGGGGGAGGAGCGGCACCCACCCCCGCCCCCGCCCCUCCCGCACCCCCACCCUUGCCCCCAGCAGCCCCUCCUGCCUUGCCAGCCUCUCCCCCGCCAGCUUUGGAGGAGGCCCUGGCUGAGCCGGCCUCCCCCCUCCCCCUGGGGCCCCCUCCCUCGGCAGCUCCCCUGGGGCUCCCGCCUUCCCCCACCACCAUGGCGAGCGACACCUUGCUUCCUGCGCUGGUGGAGGAGGACACCCCCACUGUCAUCAACAUCAACAGCAGCGAGGAGGAGGAGGAGGAAGACGAUGAGGAAGACUUCCCCGAGGACGAGGAGUACUUUGACGAGGAAGAGGAGGAAGAAGAGUUUGACGAGGAGGAAGAGGAGGAGGAGGAAGAAGAGUUUGAAGGGGAGCUAGACGAGGAGGAAGAGGGAGAGCUGGACGAGGAGGAGCUGGAGGAGUUGGGCGAAGAGGAAGAGGAGGAGGAGUUCGAUGAGGAAGAGGAAGGGAUGACGGAGGACGAGGAAGAGGAGGAAGGCCUGACGGAGGAGGACGAGGAGGGGCUGCUGCCCACCUUGCCCCCCCGGACUGACAAACAGCCCCCCGAGCAGGUGCCUGGAAAGGAAGAGCCCCCCAGUCGGGUGGGCGAGGAAGAGGAAGGGGCGGGGCUUCUCAUGGAGGUUGAAGAAGAGGCCUUCCAUCCCCCCGAGGAAGCGCUCCUGAUGGUGAAAGCGGAAGAGCCCCCCUCACCCCCUGCCGAAGCCCUGCCCCUGCCACCCCCUCUGCUGCCCGGCACCCCGGCCCUCCCGCUGCCCUCCGGGCCGGUGGCAUCCUCCCCACGACCUGCAGCUGCUGACGAGCAGGAGAAGCCCCAGAUGGAUCAGGAGGGUCCUCUGGAUGGGGCAGCCCCCCCAGCCGCUUCUCCAAGGGCACCGGCGGCAGAGGACGAGGGGGAGGCGGCACAGGAGAGCCACCCUGCGGAGGAGGUGGGGCAGCAUCCCUUGGAGUCCUCAGGCGUUCACCGGGGAGAGCCGGAGAAGGCACCGCCAGAGGAGGAGGAGGAGGUCGUGGAGGUGAAGGAGGAGGCAAUGACGACCGACGAGACCGAAGCCAUGCUGGCUGACUUUGUGGACUGCCCUCCGGAUGAGGAAAAGGUGCCCGUGGAACCCAGUUCCUGA